AUGUCGACUCUUCUUACUCCCACAUCUGACGCUACGUCUACGACGUCUCAUGACAAACUCCUUGAGCGCCUUGGGAGUUUGGAGGUGAACGCGGACCAGACUAUGAACCAAACAACCUCCAAUAUUCUCAGACAAGUCCUUGACCUCAUCAAAACCGACGAGACACUCAGACGGGACUUGAAUGUUGCCUUUGCCCGUAACGAGUCUGAUGAAUCUUCCCGUGGUGUUGGCAACUCCAGUGGUUCAGAUCCUCCAAUGGUUCCUAUCGACCCGUCGUCCGAAGCAGCCGAGACUCCUGUGAAGAUUGAAGCAGCUGAUGGGGUCGCAUUUGAGGAUCGCGAUGAACGAGCCUCAGUUGCUGACUCAAGUCGGGUCUCCAAUCGAUUCACUCUCCGUCCUAUCCGUGUCAUGGUCAACAACACCGAGUACUUUGUCCACGAGGAUAUUUUCAAAGCCCUGUUCCCAUACCAAGAUCUCCCAGAACGCGACGGUGUCUUCGAUCUACCAGACAAUUACAAUGAGCCAUUCGUCGCAGCACUUGAUUUCGAAUACAGUGGAAACAAUGAUGCCCUUUAUCAAUAUCUCAUGGCGGACGAUCUCGAGAGCCUUUGCGAAUUUGCAAAGGAUUAUGGGAAUAUGCCUCUGAUUGCCGCAAUCUUGCAGGUCCGUGGAGACGAGCUCUUCAAUCACGGUACUCUGGAGUGGGUUUCCAAAAUCUACGGCUUCUUUGUCGAAGUCCCAGCAUUCAGAGAUCACUUCCGAGGUUGCUUGAGAACGGAGCUCUUGAGACGACACGGUCAUGGUUCGUCCCACUUUCUCGUCACCUCAGUCGUAAAGACACUGUCUGGUGUCGACACCGCCAUGGAAGAUGUGUCUAUGGUGCUUCACGACCUGUGGGAUUCAAGCACGGAAACAGCGCAUUCCUUGCAAGCCCAACUCGACGCUCAAGAUAAUGUUGAGAGCAACUCGGACAACAACAAUGACAGUGGCUGGAGAGAUGCUGCGCACAACGGUGGUUGGGUCUGUAACGACCAAAACGAUCAUCAGGCUGUCAACCAGGGAAACAAUGACAAUACGGACACGGGUGUCAAGUCAUCUGACCGUUGGCCCAUCAUCUCUGCAGCAGACCCUCUUCCACGAACAGAUCGACCCAAUACGACCAGCACAUGGGAUAUGCACCCUCCUUCACCCACGCAACCUCCCCCGGCAAAUCCUGACCCGCCUCACCAAUGCUUCUGGGAGCAUGCGACCUCGCGUCACCUCACCACGCCGGCGUUUUUGCCUGAGCCGCCUCCAGGUACUUCCAGCUCUGACGCAGUGACCGCCGACCAUGCGACCCGUUUGCAGAAAACCUCCGCUCUCGCGCGUUGCAUCAACCACUGGGUCAACCAGCAAAUGCAUGGUUUGUGGUUCGAGGCUGCGGCUGUCGCUACCGGAGUCGGGUGCACCGUGGCAGAGGCAGGAGCUGCCCUCAGAGAACUCCUUGAUAUCACCGUGUACAUGGAUAGCGUCAGCCUUGGGGAUAUUCGCUACCAAUCUCUUUCAGCCAAGCCGAAAGUAGUCCCGUUCAGCACCACGUUCGUCGGGCGUUGGACGACCUAG
Molecule: messenger RNA, 1602 nt
Organism: Fonsecaea pedrosoi CBS 271.37
Lineage: Eukaryota; Fungi; Ascomycota; Eurotiomycetes; Chaetothyriales; Herpotrichiellaceae
Exons: 3
Coding region: 1-1602 (533 amino acids)
Source: RefSeq, a predicted model, not a curated record